Leptosia nina is the source of this 2418-nucleotide messenger RNA. The record is from the annotation of a GenBank genome assembly. NCBI's taxonomy places the organism in Eukaryota, Metazoa, Arthropoda, Insecta, Lepidoptera, Pieridae.
AUGGACACUCUUCGUAGAUCAUGGAAACUUCAGGAGUUUGUUGCCCACAAGGCCAAUGUCAAUUGCUUAGCAAUGGGACAUAAAUCUAAUCAAGUAUUAGCAACUGGUGGAGAUGAUAAGAAAGUGAACUUAUGGGCAAUUGGAAGGCAGGGCUGUUUAAUGAGUCUCAGUGGACAUACAACUCCAGUAGAAUGUGUAUGCUUUGGUCAUUCAGAAGACUUAGUGUGUGCCGGGUCACAGACAGGUGCCCUUAAGAUUUGGGAUUUAGAGGCUGCUAAAUUACUUAGAACAUUUACUGGACAUAAAGGUGCUAUUAAGUGUAUGGAUUUCCAUCCAUAUGGCGACUAUUUGACAACUGGCUCUUGUGAUAGUCAUAUAAAGCUGUGGGAUACAAGGAAAAAAGGAUGCAUUGUUACAUAUUCUAGUCAUCGCAUUGCUGUUAAUAGCCUCCAAUUUAGCCCUGAUGGCCAAUGGAUAGCUUCGGCAUGUGAAGAUGGUCUGGUGAAAGUAUGGGAUGUCAGAAUCGGAAAAGUUUUACAAGAGUUUAUGGAGCACACAUCCGCUGUGACAUGUGUAAAGUUUCACCCACAUGAAUUCCUUCUGGCAAGUUGUGGCUCUGACCGAACUGUUAAUUUUUGGGAUAUGGAAAAAUUUGAGCUGGUUUCUAAGUUUGAAAAAGAUAAUACUUCAAUAAGGCAUAUAGCAUUUAGUGAUGAUGGUGCGACACUGUUGGGAUGUGGCAAUGAUGGAUUGCAUGUAGUAGGAUGGGAGCCUGCUCGCGUCCUAGAUACAGUGUCAGGGCACUGGGGACAAAUUCAUGACAUGACAGUUGCACAAACUCAACUUAUAGCUGGAUCAUUUCAUUCUGCAUAUGUUGUUUUGUCAGUGGUUGAUUUGAAUAAAGUUCACCCAUUUGGCGGAGCAGCACCAGCUGCACUAAAUGUCGUCAGAGACAUCUCUCCCUUCCAAAAGGGACAUACAAUAAGAAAGAGUUUUUCAAAAGAAAGGCCACCUAAAGAAGUCCUUCAUCGACCGACGCUUCUCGAUGAAAAAACGGCAGAAGAGUCUACUUCGGGCACAGAGGCUGACGAGGAUUCAGGUGCCAUAAUAUCAAAUAUUAAUGACUACACUGAAAUAUUUCGCCCCUCUCGCGCACUUACUCGUACACCACCACCAGCGACUGCCAUGGGUCUCUCAUCAGAAGAUUUUCCAGUAAUAGCUAACGAGUGCGAAGCAGAGCGGGCAGUGAAUACGUCGCUACGGGACCUGCUGUUUGAAGAGCCGGCGCGUCCAGCCCCUCAACCCUCUCCUCCACAACGACAACGUCCGGAGCAAAGCUCUAGAAUACCCACCGCCAAGGAACAUUACGCAGUAAACGAGAAGCGGACAGAGUUUCCCAGUAAGUUGCAUGCGAAUGUCAACUACCGAUCUACCGUCAACGGACUAAUAGACAGCAAUAAAGACGAUAGCUUAGUAACGAGCGUGCAGACCUCCCCAAUAACCAAUUUUGCUUCAAACGGUGUACAAGCCCCCAUUCUUAACAGACAUAACUCGUACAAAGAAACGAAAUCGACUACUGAAAUAACUGCAACGAAUCUACGACCAAGCAAUAGUGAGGUAUCGUUAGGUCCGCCAUCAUUAGGUCCCAGGUCUUUAUCGUUUACGAGAGCAUCUGCGCAAAAUUCAAGAACACGAUUGUCCGAAAAUGUGACACGAGAUCGGGUAACGAUAAACAGGACUGUUGAAACCGCGCCCGAAAGAGACCCAGAGUUGGAGUUUGUACCACUGGCAAUCGACAAACCUGUCGGCUUGGAUCUUGAUGACUUUGUUCCGCGCGGUGUUACUGCUUGUGGGAUACGUCGUGGUGGUUGUGGAGGUGGCGCAGAACCCAGCGAGCAAGAAGUUCUUGGUGUGAUAAUGCGAGGGCACGAAUCGAUGGUAGCAGUUUUGACAGCUAGACAGCGUGCCUUACAGAUAUUCAACUCCGUUCGAGUCAACAAGGGACUAAAAGCAGCUUUAGAAUCAGUUAUCUCAUUGGAAGAUGCAUCUGUGAUAGUUGAUAUUUUAAAUGUGAUGGCACAUAAACCGUCAUUAUGGGAUCUGGAUAUAUGUUUAUUAAUGCUACCUAAGAUAUCUGAAGCGCUUCAAAGCAAAUAUGAAUCAUACAUGCAGUGUGGUUGUAAUGCGCUACGACUAAUAGUUCGCAACUUUUCGUCUGUAGUUCGUGCUAAUGUAAGUACACCAGUACGAACCCUCGGAGUGGAUAUACCUCGAGAAGAGCGCUAUACAAAGUGUGCACAAAUACAUACACUACUUUUAGAUAUUCGAGCUUUCCUACUUAAGAGACAAACAUUGCAAGGGAGAUUGGGCGCCGCUUUUCGAGAUCUCCAUACACUAAUGCAACAGGGUCUUGAUUGA